UGUCGCUCCGGGGGCCGCGGCGGGCGGGGCUCCGGCGGGGCCCGGCCUAGUCCCCACCCCAGCCCGGCUCCCAGCCGCCCGCCCUCCCUCCCUCUCCCCGAUGCAGGGGGCCGAGCUCCGGGAUGGCGAGGCGGCGGCGGCGGCCGCUUCGUACCGCGUCCUGAGCCGCCUGCUCGGCUAUGGAGAGGCGGCCCCCGAGCCAGGCCCGCCGCCGCCGCCCCCGGGCCAUGGCCCCCCGCCGCCACCCUUCCUCGCGCGGCCCGGUCCGCGGGGCUCCCGGCCGCCGCAGCUGAUGGUGUUCCGCAACGUGGGUCGGCCGCCGGAGGAGGAGGACGCGGAGGCGGCCCCAGAGCCGGGACCCUCAGAACUGCUGUGUCCCCGGCACCGCUGUGCCCUGGACCCCAAGGCCCUGCCGCCGGGGUUGGCGCUCGAGCGGACCUGGGGACCGGCGGCUGGACUGGAGGCGCAGUUGGCGGCUCUGGGGCUCGGGCAGCCGGCGGGGCCGGGGGUCAAGACGGUCGGUGCGGGUUGCUGCCCGUGCCCGUGCCCCCCGCAGCCGCCCCCUCCGCAGCCCCAGCCCCCUGCUGCCGCCCCGCAGGCCGGGGAGGACCCCACGGAAACGAGCGACGCGCUGCUGGUCUUGGAGGGCUUGGAGUCGGAGGCCGAGAGCCUGGAGACGAACAGCUGCUCGGAAGAGGAGCUCAGCAGCCCGGGCCGCGGAGGAGGAGGGGGAGGCCGGCUUCUGCUGCAACCCCCGGGUCCUGAAUUGCCCCCGGUGCCCUUCCCGAUGCAGGACUUGGUCCCCCCAGGGCGCUUCAGUAGAGGGGAGCAGCAGCAACCGCCCCCGCCCCCGCCUCCUCCUGGGCCCCUCCGGCCACUCGCGGGCCCUUCUCGGAAGGGCUCCCUCAAAAUCCGUCUCAGUCGCCUCUUUCGCACGAAGAGCUGCAACGGCGGCUCCGGAGGUGGGGAUGGGGCCGGCAAGAGGCCUUCUGGAGAGCUGGCUGCUUCAGCUGCGAGCCUGACGGACAUGGGAGGCUCCUCGGGCCGGGAGCUGGACGCGGGGAGGAAACCCAGGUUGACAAGAACUCAAAGUGCCUUUUCUCCGGUCUCCUUCAGCCCGCUGUUCACAGGUGAAACUGUGUCGCUUGUGGACGUGGACAUCUCUCAGCGGGGCCUGACCUCUCCACACCCUCCAACUCCCCCCCCUCCUCCGAGAAGAAGCCUCAGCCUCCUAGAUGAUAUCAGUGGGACGCUGCCUACAUCUGUCCUUGUGGCUCCGAUGGGGUCUUCCCUGCAGUCUUUCCCCCUACCUCCGCCUCCUCCACCCCAUGCCCCAGACGCAUUUCCCCGGAUCGCUCCCAUCCGAGCAGCUGAAUCCCUGCACAGCCAGCCCCCCCAGCAUCUCCAGUGUCCCCUCUACCGGCCCGACUCAAGCAGCUUUGCAGCCAGCCUUCGAGAGUUGGAGAAGUGUGGUUGGUACUGGGGACCAAUGAACUGGGAAGAUGCAGAGAUGAAGCUGAAAGGGAAGCCAGAUGGCUCUUUCCUGGUACGAGAUAGCUCUGAUCCUCGUUAUAUCCUGAGCCUCAGUUUCCGGUCACAGGGUAUCACCCACCACACGAGAAUGGAGCACUACAGAGGAACUUUCAGCCUGUGGUGUCAUCCUAAAUUUGAGGAUCGCUGUCAAUCAGUGGUGGAGUUCAUUAAGAGAGCCAUCAUGCACUCCAAGAACGGGAAGUUUCUCUACUUCUUGAGAUCCAGGGUUCCGGGACUGCCUCCAACUCCAGUCCAGCUGCUCUAUCCGGUGUCUCGAUUCAGCAACGUCAAAUCCCUCCAGCACCUUUGCAGAUUCCGAAUCCGACAGCUCGUCCGGAUAGAUCACAUCCCGGAUCUCCCACUGCCUAAACCUCUGAUCUCUUAUAUCCGAAAGUUCUACUACUAUGAUCCUCAGGAAGAGGUGUACCUGUCUCUAAAGGAAGCGCAGCUCAUUUCCAAACAGAAGCAAGAGGCUGAACCCUCCACGUAGCGAGGGGCCCCCUGCUGGUCGCCACCAAGGGCAUUUGGUUGCCAAGCUCCAGUUUUGAAGAACCAAAUGAAGCUACCGUGGAGGGGAGUGAGGAAGAACGAGGGAACGGGAAGGGCGGAGACCCUCUGUGCAAGGACUUUGGCUCCCCUCACCGCUCUGGGGCUUGGAAGAAGCACACAACCACACUCUUUGAGCGGGGGCUCCGCCUCUUCGUGUCCAGCCCCUGUGCUAUCCUGGAACUGGACAAGCUCCUUGGAAAACUGGAAGAAGUCUCAACACUGUUCCUUUUUUAGAAGUUUUGUUUUGGGUAUUUGCAUUUCUCCGUAUGGAAAACUUCCUUUAAAGGCAGCUGGGGUUUGUGCCCCAUUGGGCUGGAAGUGGCACCAAGGGCGAGACAGGUCCAUGGGAGGGGAGAGGAGGAGGGAUUGCCAGUGACGGUCAUUCAGCUGGUGCCAAAGGCAGAGUGCGCGCGUUCACCAUUGACCUUGAAGAAGGAGAGAGGAGGAGUCAGAAGUGUAAAUCAAGUGGGGAGUUUCUGAGAGAUGAGAAUCUGCCUCUCUUUAAGCAUGGGUAGCCUCAGUAGCAGCAGGAAAGAAAGGAGGGUGGGUGGUCUCGAACAGAAGACUGCUGAACAAAAACCAGCAAAGGGCCCGCCCCUGCUGGGGAAAGUAGUGGCUCCUCACAUCCUUUCCUUCUAAGGUUUUAAACGUGAUUUCAGCAUCACCUCUCAUAGAAGCUGUGCUAGUUUUGUCUUAUGGAAUUCCUAAGUUCUGUGACCU
Molecule: messenger RNA, 2802 nt
Organism: Lynx canadensis (Canada lynx)
Lineage: Eukaryota; Metazoa; Chordata; Mammalia; Carnivora; Felidae
Gene: SOCS7
Product: suppressor of cytokine signaling 7
Exons: 10
Coding region: 101-2023 (640 amino acids)
Biological process (GO): intracellular signal transduction; phosphatidylinositol phosphate biosynthetic process
Cellular component (GO): phosphatidylinositol 3-kinase complex
Molecular function (GO): 1-phosphatidylinositol-3-kinase regulator activity
Source: RefSeq, a predicted model, not a curated record